GGUGGUGGCAUUCGAUGCUGUCGCUGAGAGGAAAAUGCUACGAAAUCCGCAGGAGGGGCGCUUUAAAAAUCCGAAGAGCCGGCUGCGAGGUGUGCGCGCCUGAUGUGUAUUUUUUUUUUGCUCUUCUGAAUCUCUGCCGGUUUUCUAGCGAGGCUAGCACGGCUCCACGCGGGGAGCAGAAGCAAGUAAACAAUUCUCAGCGAGUGGAGCUUCAGAGGGGCCAAGUUUGAGGCUUCACUUUUUCAUUUCUCACUCCUACGCGGACGAAGAAACAGUUAUUUAUUAAGAGUAACUUAAGGCUGCUAUGGAGACAUCUUCGGCGUAACUGCCAGUGUGAAGAAAACGCCACUGCUUUCGGCUUUUCGGCUUCAUAUAAACUUUUUGUUCUGUUUCCAUGAUUCGUUUGUUUCGGACUUGCCGGUAUAUAGAGGGAUGUGAAAGAUAACGAAAGAAAGAAAAAAGAAAGAAAGAUGAAGACGUGAAGAAGAAGACAUCGAGAUUAAAUCGACACAAUAGCUCACUUCUGCUGCAUAUUGAUCUUCUUGCUCGGGACUCGUUUUUGCCAGUUGCCUUCAUUUCACAAAUACUUUGCCGACUUUUCUUUAAGCAAUCAACUGAAAACUUCACAACUGUUUUAAAGUCAUGUUGGUCAAGGAGUACAGGAUCUGCAUGCCUCUGACAGUAGAGGAGUACAGAAUAGGUCAACUGUAUACUAUCAGCAAACAUAGCCAUGAGGAGAGUGACAAAGGUGAAGGUGUGGAAGUCGUGAGAAAUGAACCUCAUAUAGAUCCUGUACAUGGAGAGGGACAGUUUACAGAGAAAAGAGUCCAUCUGUCCAGUAAGCUUCCCAGUUGGGCGAGAGCUGUUGUACCCAGAAUAUUUUAUAUCACAGAGAAAGCCUGGAAUUACUACCCCUAUACCAUAACAGAGUAUACGUGUUCUUUUUUGCCAAAGUUUUCCAUUCAUAUAGAAACUAAAUAUGAAGAUAAUUGUGGGGAUAAUGAAAAUAUUUUUAGCAUAGAUAAGAAUAACUCUGAACCAGAAGUGUGCUUUCUAGACAUUGCAUACGAUGACAUCCCUGAUCGGCAUUAUAAAAGUUCAGAGGAUCUCCGAUGCUUUGCUUCUGUGAAGACAGGACGGGGUCCUCUUGUGGAGGGCUGGAGGGAGACAUGCAAACCUAUCAUGUGCUCCUACAAACUGGUGUGUGUCAAAUUUGAGGUCUGGGGCCUUCAAAGCAGGGUGGAGCAAUUUGUUCAUAAGGUUAUCAGGGAUAUCUUGUUGAUAGGACACCGACAAGCCUUCGCCUGGGUGGAUGAGUGGUGUAAUAUGUCAAUGGAAGAGGUGCGGGAGUAUGAAAGACAUACACAGCAGGCCACCAAUGAAAAGAUCGGCGUAGUCACCCCUACUAUUUCAAUCAGCGAGGUGAGCAAGCCGUCGACGACCCGCAGUGCCCCCACAAGCACGCCCUCCACGCCCGUGAACGGAGAUCCACCCGAGUUCCUCAAUGUACCCAAAGACAGACCACGCAAGAAGUCGGCCCCUGAGACACUUACUCUUCCAGAGCUGAGGGAAUGUGCUCUCCCCAAAUAGUAUUCAGCCAGUGUGGACUUCAACAUCAUUUUCUUUCACGCUGAUUUUUGUAUUUUUGAAGCUAAAAGAAAAGUGGGAAAAGUAAAAGACUUGACGCGGGUGAAAGAGUCUCCCAAACUUCAGAAUCUUGUUUUUAUGCCUUGAGGUAUUUUAGGAUCCUGAGUGGAGUCCAUGCUUUCAAGAUCCCUAACAUUAAACAAACCAUCAACACUUGGACUUGGGAAUGGGUGGGGAGACCUGGAGGUCCGCGUUCUCUGAAGUAACAUGCCGUGAGUAGGACUAUGGAAGUCGCUUGGU
This is a messenger RNA of Erpetoichthys calabaricus (reedfish), 1887 nucleotides long. Its product is annotated as cytoplasmic phosphatidylinositol transfer protein 1-like. Gene Ontology annotation, molecular function: phosphatidylinositol transfer activity; phosphatidylinositol binding. Gene Ontology annotation, cellular component: cytoplasm. Gene Ontology annotation, biological process: phospholipid transport. Lineage: Eukaryota; Metazoa; Chordata; Cladistia; Polypteriformes; Polypteridae. Bases 643 to 1590 code for a protein of 315 amino acids. The record is from RefSeq and is a predicted model, not a curated record. The transcript is spliced from 10 exons.